Molecule: messenger RNA, 3687 nt
Organism: Coregonus clupeaformis (lake whitefish)
Lineage: Eukaryota; Metazoa; Chordata; Actinopteri; Salmoniformes; Salmonidae
Exons: 2
Coding region: 1080-2687 (535 amino acids)
Source: RefSeq, a predicted model, not a curated record
GAGAAAUUGUACAUAAGUUAUUCUACUCAUUUACUAUAUUUCAUUAUGCCAUUUCAGUACUGAAUUGUUAUUUUCAUAAUGUGUGCUUGUGUGAGUAGGACGAGUGAAUGUGAGGAAGAUAGAAGCAGUCAAGGUCGCGUCCAGCGAGGAGGAACCAGCUGCAUGAGUUAGAAAAACAACUAAUCUCAGAAUGUGGGCACGCUCGGACAGUGUACCAAGAUAGAAGAAGUCACACUCAGAUAAUGGAAUAUGUGAACUGGUUUCAACUGGAUCUGUUUAUGCACCCUUCCCCAUUAGCAGUUGAAACCUUCUGUAACUAGGGCGUUCCUAACUUAAUAAAAUGCAAGAGGAGCGGAGACUGAUUCAGAGUGGUUUUGGGGGAUUGUAACUGAGCAGUCUCCGAGCACUCUCCUUGCAAGUAAAAUAUACUCAAUUCUCUGUGUCUUUUCUUGUGCAGGUUAUUCUUAUAAAUGUUGGGGGUUUAAACCUAACAUUUAAAUGGUCCUUCGAGCCGGAUGCCAAGAUACCUGACGAUCCCAGCGGGCGAGUGAGAUCCAGACAAGUCUGUGGCCACAGCAUUAAGACCCUUUUACGGGACUGGUCCCUCCCUUGCGGGCUGGGAUCCGAUGGUUGAAGGUAGAUCCAAGAACGCAGAGAAUUAAAGACCAGUUAGUUGAACCAGGAGACUGGGUCCUGAUAAAAAGUAUAAAGAAGAAGCAUUGGCACUCACCUAAGUGGGAAGGACCCUACCAAGUGCUGUUAACCACAGGUACCGCAGUAAAGAUUGCAGAACGUAGUACAUGGAUUCAUUUGACCCACUGUAAAAGAAUAAUUGGACAUGUCUAAAAUAACUAUUUCCAUCAUACUGUUCGUAGUCACCAUUCUUAUAUGUUUCAUAGUGAUAGCUUUAGUUAUAGCCUUGUGGUAUCUUUUGUAGUAUUGUAAUUCUUCAACGACCCUCAGAGUAAGUCCGUUGUACAAAGGGGAUUGUAUUUCUAGUAUACAAUCGUCUCAAAUCGGUGAAGAUUGACCACACCUCUGCCGAAGGGUUUUUAGGAAGGAUUCCAAUCUACAAAAAGAUGCUUACUACAAAAGGGAAAAGAUUGGUAUGGCUAGGAAUAGUCAUACUAAUAAUAGCCACUAUGAUCAUCUGGUUAUUAGGAAAUAAAAACAACAUAUCUAAAAAGACCAAACGAGUUGAUGGAAGUCUAGAUGGGUCAGGAACAAUAAUAUACCAUAAUGAUCCAAAACAUCCCUGUUCUACACAGUAUAAACAGGCUGAAUGGGAACCACAACGCUGGCUGUGCUAUAACACAACCAAUAUUUUAAAAACCGUGGUUAUGCCAGGCACUGCUUUUGAAACAAAAUACAGACAACAAAAUCCCACACAAUGGAUAGGAUAUGAUUUUUAUUUAGAUGCACAUUCCAGAAAUACAAGAGACUCUUGGUGGGGAGAUACCUUUAUUACAACAUCUCAGACUUGGAAACCCUCAUCUUAUGGAUGGACCCAAUUAGCAAAACAAUGGAAAAAAAUUAUCACUGGUGUUGCUGUAGAUAACACAAAAGUACAAUUCACAAUAAAUUCCACUGCCAUGCCUUUAAACAAAAAAAAAUGUGCACACAUUAGGAUUUGUGCUUGGGCAACUGGGACUGAUCCCUGUUGGGAACUGGGACUUUGCCCCAAUAUCACGGCAAAUAAUGGUACUGAACUGUCUAACAAAACAGGAGGCACUAUAAAACCAGUGGAACGACCAGGGAAAAAUAGUAAAAUCCAAAUAAUAGAUCCAGACAGUCCAGUGGAUGAUUGGUUUAAAAUAACUACAGGAGUGUCACGCAUUGACAACAACUGGCUCCUAAUGGUAGAGCAAGCAGCUAAAGCAUCAGGAGCAGACUGUGUAGUGUGCAUGGGAGCCAGACCACUGCUGCAAGUGGUGCCCUCAGCGCUGGGUUUAGACUGUCUAGUAGAUGUAAUGAAUAAAACUAUUCCGUCAGAAAACUGCUCCAGUUGGGAUAAAAUUUAUCCUUUGACUACUGCUGAAAAACAAAAGCCUCUAUUUUCAAAGAAGGUAGCUGUAGGAAACUUUACAUGCAUAAAUAGAACCGGUGCUGGGGUCAGACUAGGUAAAUUAAACGACACCCAAUGUUACUCAGUAGAAACAGUGAACAUGGCGUUUAAACCUAAGGCUCGCAGUGACAUCUGGUGGUGGUGUGGAGAUGAUAGAUUAUUUGACAGGUUACCAUACAAUACCACAGGAUUUUGCGCCUCAGUGUCAUUGAUAUUGCCAGUAUCCAUUACACCUCUCACCGUCACUGAUUUGUUGACCACAGUAAACGUUGUUUACCCACACACCUGGAAGAGCAGGCCAAAGAGAUCAGUAAUGACAGGUGAUCCCACCUACAUAGACAGCAUUGGAAUUCCAAGAGGAGUUCCUGAUGAGUAUAAAUUAAUAAACCAAGUAGCAGCAGGUUUUGAAUCCUCAUUAUGUUGGUGGUGUACAAUAAACAAGAAUGUAGACAGAAUCAACUACAUCCACUAUAACGUGCAGAGAUUAGGGAAUAAAACUGAAGAAGGGUUCUCCGCCAUCCACGAACAAUUGUCAGCUACCUCCCCUUAUGGCUUUCCAAAACCGUAUUGCUGUCGAUAUGCUUCUAGCAGAAAAAGGAGGAGUCUGCUCUAUUUUUGGUGACCAAUGUUGUACAUUUAUUCCCAAUAAUACUGCAGCUGAUGGAAGUCUAACUAAGGCCUUGGAGGGGCUUAGAUCUCUCAACAGCAAGAUGAAAGACCACUCUGGGGUUGACACGUCAAUGUGGGAUGGGUUUGGAGACAUGUUUGGCAAAUAUAAACAAUUAGUGUUCUCUAUUUUGACCUCAAUUGCUGUGUUUACAGCUAUCCUCACCUUAUGUGGAUGUUGUUGUAUUCCCUGCAUUAGAGCAUUAUGCACUAGAGUGAUAACCACCGCUAUACAACCUGUCAAAACUGAGAUGUCAGAAAUGUAUGCACUCCUCACCCCGGACGGGGACCUUCAGACUAACAAUGAUGACGAUGAUGAUGAUGAUGAUGAUGAGAAGCUGGAGGCGAGUGAUGAAACGUCAUUACAUUUCCCUGAUCUAUUCCCAGAUCCGGGAGAUUAUGCAACUAACCUCUGAGUGUAACACUUUGAACUAUGUGAUGAAUUUGUGGCUGAAAAUCUGACAAGAAGAGGUCUACAAAUGAUGGUGAAUAUAGCAAAUAAAGUGAAUAAACAGGAGGGAAAUGUUGGAGAAAUUGUACAUAAGUUAUUCUACUCAUUUACUAUAUUUCAUUAUGCCAUUUCAGUACUGAAUUGUUAUUUUCAUAAUGUGUGCUUGUGUGAGUAGGACGAGUGAAUGUGAGGAAGAUAGAAGCAGUCAAGGUCGCGUCCAGCGAGGAGGAACCAGCUGCAUGAGUUAGAAAAACAACUAAUCUCAGAAUGUGGGCACGCUCGGACAGUGUACCAAGAUAGAAGAAGUCACACUCAGAUAAUGGAAUAUGUGAACUGGUUUCAACUGGAUCUGUUUAUGCACCCUUCCCCAUUAGCAGUUGAAACCUUCUGUAACUAGGGCGUUCCUAACUUAAUAAAAUGCAAGAGGAGCGGAGACUGAUUCAGAGUGGUUUUGGGGGAUUGUAACUGAGCAGUCUCCGAGCACUCUCCUUGCAAGUAAAAUAUA